CCGAGGGCUGAAUGGUCAGCGGGGGGUAAUAAAUAGCUGAUCGCGAACGGUCCCCUCCGAUGCCCGGGCGAGGUCGGAGGUAUAAAAGCCUUCUCUCCGCAUACCGGCUCUGCGGACGAGUGACUACCCUUUCCGGACUACUCGUGGGACCAAACAUGAACGCAAACAAUACAAAAACAACAACAACAACAACACCAACUACAACAACCAAAUUGACGACAACAGCAACGACUAAGGACAUGAGCUAUCGGAAUCCUAUAACGGAAUCCGAUGAGGACGAACUACUUGCCUCCAGCCAGGAGACGAGUAAGAGUACUACCGAACAUACCAAACAAAGUAUACCGGUAGAUACAGCAGUGAAAACCACAGAGGUAAGGGACGAAGCGUCCACCUCCAAGGCUGCCAUGAGCACCAACCAAAGUGCACUGGCGGCUAAAAGUGAGAACAAAAAGAAGCGCAAGAAAUCCCAAAAUCAGCUGAGGAAAAACCGGUACCAGAGGGCGGUCUUCAUACUAGGGAAGAUAGCCAAAGACCAGGCAGCCGGUACCCCAGUUGAUGAGGCUGAAACAAAGCGCCUCAAAUCCAUCGUAGAGGAAUAUGAAGGCUACCUGAAAAGGAAGCAAUCACAACCUCAAGUAGAGAACAAACUAGAGAGCACUUCUCAAAAGAGAAAUCGCUCCAUCACAGAGGUACCCGGAACUCAGCCCAAAAAACCGAGGCGGAGUGAAGGAGAACACAGCAGCACAACAACGGCAAGGCAUUUCUGCGAUGUAGCCAGGGAUAGCCUGCAGGUGGCCAUUAUAGAUGGAAAUUCCUCCUCUCCGGGCACAAUACAGGAGAGAUGGGUGGAGAUCGACGUCAGAUUGUCGAGUAUGGUGCUAAGCUAUGUACUCGACAAUCCUGCGGGUCCUCACCCGGAGUUUGACUCCUCUGAGACCCUCAGGGGCUACAGGGUCAUCAAAUGCGCGGACCAGGCCUCGCUAGAUUUCCUGACGGGUAGUGUUGCUAUAAUUAGCAACGCCUUCGUAGGCCUCCAAUUGAGGCUUAUACCCGCCAGGGACAUUCCAAAGAGACCUCGUGCUCGCAUUUGGUUACCCCUCUAGAGGAGCCAGGCGAAAAACUCCUGAGGUGCAUUAAGCUGCAGAACAAAUCUAUACCAGGUAUAGAUGAGUGGCAGCUAAUCAAGGAGGAAAAACCUAAUAAAGCAAGUAAGCCAAUACUAGUGGCCAUUUGUGAUGAGUCCAUUGAGGCUCUGAAGAAGACUGACUACAAAAUCAGCUUCGGAAUCCGCAAGGCCAGACUAAAAAUCUUCCAAGGCGACAAAGCGGCUGACGAAGACGACACGGAAGAGGUCGACGACGCCAGCCAGUUGCUAAGGAAUGUGGGCAUCGAAGAAACCCGAGAUGCCCAAUAACAACCUUAGAUGUGUACAGAUAAACCUGCAGCACUCGAAGAGUGCUACAGCGAAUCUGACAACCCUCGUGAACGAGAGGGGCAUCGACAUCAGCCUAGUACAGGAGCCCUGGGUCAAUGAUGAUUCCAUUAAAGGGCUAAACAGCAGCAACUAUAACCUGUUUUACACACGGAACAGAGCACAGCAGAUAUCACAGUGGUAAAGGUGGAACAGAAGGAAAAGCCCUUCUUCUUGGUCUCGGCCUACUUGGCCCAUGACGAAGACUUACCACCGGCCCCGCUCGCCAGACUAGUAGAGGAGAACAGGAGGGAUGAUGUCCUAAUAGGGUGUGAUGCAAACGCAAGGCACACCGUAUGGGGUAGCUCCAAUAUAAACACCAGAGGUGAGUCACUCUUGCAGUAUAUUUUGAAUAGUAAUCUAAGUAUUUGCAACAAGGGCGAUAAGCCAACAUUUACUUUCCCAAGCUCGGAUAGGUUUCCGGGGUGGGAGGAAGUGCUUGACCUCACGCUAUCAACAGACACAGACAGUCUCGUUGUGGAUAACUGGAGGGUAUCCGAUGAGCCUUCCAUGUCGGAUCACUCUUGGAUACUCUUCAGCAUCCGCGAGAAGUACAGUGCGCCUCUCACAUACCGGAACCCUAGAAGAACGGCAUGGGGAAAAUUUACCAGUAUAGCAACAAAAUGCCUUGAAAAGGGAGGCAACAAGAGUAUCAGAAAUCCUGAGGAAUUAGAUUCAGAAGUAGAGAAGUUGGAAAAAAUUUUAACCACAACUUUUAAUAAAUCUACUCCGCUAACAGUUUUGAAAAAGAGAAAGUCUCUUCCUUGGUGGAACAGUGAACUUAAGAGUUUGAGAACACAACUAAGGAAAACUUUCAAUGAGAGUUUUAGAACCAAAAUCUGGCAGCCAUAUAAAGACAUUAUGAAAGAAUACAAAAAAGCAGUCAGGAAAGCUAAAAAGGACUCAUGGCAAUCUUUCUGCACAUCGAUAGAAAGUUGCAGAGAAGCCGCUAGGCUGAGUAAAAUGCUAUCCAAAGAUCAUAUUAACACUGCCUACAUUAGGGCUGAGGGAAGUGAUUGGACCUCCUCGGCAAAAGAGUCUCUGGAGGUACUAAUCACAACGCACUUCCCCGGGAGCCAGCAAAACCUUCAACGAGGGUUCAACCAGAACCACCGCUGAAUGCAGCUGACUAUCGAAGCCAAAUAGUAGACAAAAGUAAAAUCAAAUAUGCCAUAAACAGUUUUGCACCAUUUAAAGCGGCAGGUCCUGACGGGAUUAUGCCCAUAAUGCUGCAAAAACUAGUAGAACCAAUGGUUCUAAGGCUUGAAAAUAUAUACAAGGCUAGCAUUCAACUAUCUUACAUCCCAAGAAGUUGGAAAAGGAGUAAAGUUGUGUUCCUUCCAAAACCAGGCAGAAGAACACACGAGAAUGCCAAGGAUUUUAGACCUAUAAGCCUUACCUCCUGUAUGCUGAAGGUACUAGAAAGGCUAAUAGAUCUACACGUAAGAGCAAUAAUGGCGGAGAAGUUAUCGAAGUCCCAACAUGCGUACAUGAAGGGCCGAUCAACCGAAACCGCCCUUCACGAGGUGAUAAGUGUAAUCGAAAAAUCACUACACCACAAACAAUACACCAUGGCUGCAUUUCUAGACAUAGAGGGCGCCUUCAACAACAUAGAAGUAAAUGCGAUAAUUAAUUCUCUGGCACAUGGUGGCAUAGACGACACUGUGUGCAGAUGGAUACUAUCGAUGCUUGAGAAUAGGAAGAUUAUAGCUUCAAACGGCGCUGCAACACAAACAAGCUAUGUGAGUAGAGGAACGCCUCAAGGG
Bactrocera neohumeralis is the source of this 3237-nucleotide messenger RNA. RefSeq lists its product as uncharacterized. Bases 60 to 1103 code for a protein of 347 amino acids. The transcript has 2 exons. NCBI's taxonomy places the organism in Eukaryota, Metazoa, Arthropoda, Insecta, Diptera, Tephritidae. The record is from RefSeq and is a predicted model, not a curated record.